Molecule: messenger RNA, 5401 nt
Organism: Neolamprologus brichardi
Lineage: Eukaryota; Metazoa; Chordata; Actinopteri; Cichliformes; Cichlidae
Biological process (GO): regulation of transcription by RNA polymerase II
Cellular component (GO): nucleus
Source: RefSeq, a predicted model, not a curated record
UGUACAACUUGACAGUGCUGCUAUCAGAGUAGUGUGUUCCUGGAAAGUGUGUGGAUCUUUAUUUAAUUUAGGGCUUUCUCUCUUUGUAAUUUUUUAUUGGGGUUCAUUAGAAUAGAUGUGUUGCUGAAGGAGAUGUGGGGCGGGAGGGAUUCUUAACUGGACGUUUAAAAAAGCUGCGAUUUCUCCCGUCCGGUUGUUAUGGAGCAGCCACCAGGGAGCAUAGAUGAUCUACAGCCUCAAGACCUCUCUACUUCCUGCAUCCCCACUGUGAUCGACCUGACCAGGAAAGGGGAAGAAUGUGUCCUCAACUCCACGACGGCUUUUGAUGGCUUGUCGAUGGUCAAGAGCCCCGGCUGGUUCCCAAACUCUGGGAACAGCAACCCUGGAUUACAGGGAUUCUCAGAGACCAGCUCCUCAGACAUCGCACACCAAUCAGGGGAUCAAAUUCAGCCAGACAAUGCCUUCUCGCGCACUACAGUCACCCUUUCAUACGUGAGCCGGUCUCACGUCUUCUCUUUUCAAGACACCCUAUCUCAACACUCGCCUCUGUACAGUGUGUCGCCUAUCAGCAAGUUCUCCCUCCACCCUCCUUGUGACACAGAUAAAGGGCUCGGGGAGACCGGCUAUGCAGUGAGCCAGCAUUACUUGGCGCAGGUUGAGGGGCCCGAGGACCUCGCCACACAGACGGAACUUUUUCAGUCAUUGUCUCAGGCUCAAGGGGGACUGGAGAACAAUGUGGACAGAACACAGGACUCUCAUGAGUGUAACAGUGGAGUCACUUUCAGUGACGUGGAUGUUGAAAAGCCGCUGCAAGGCAAAGAGGAUCACAGCCUUGCUGGUGAUGACAGCCCACAUCUGGAUAACUGUUCAGGAGCAUGUGCCGAAUCCUCUCCAGAGACUGUCACCCCUGUCACAGAGAAGGACGAGGGGAAAGCAGGCUCUGAGGUGCUCUUUCUCAUGUCUAAGACACCAGAGCAGGUGGUUGCCUCAGACAGUGCGGGUGCCAGAGACCUUUGUUCACUGAGCAGGGAGUAUAUAAGUCCUCUGGAGGACCCCGUUUCCCCCUCUGCUACCUCACUGGACGAUGUGGAAGAUGUAUUUGUCCUGCCUCAGGCCUCAAGCUCACCCAGCGGCGACAACUCUUAUCUUGAGACGACUGAGGGGGUCUCGUGUGAUAGCUUGAAUACAGAAGGGGCCAUUCAGCCAAGCUCUGGCAUCAGCGAUGGCACCACAAGGUUGGAUUCAAGUGAUGAAAAUAAACAGCCGGGCAGUAGACGAAAGGCUGCGCUGGAGCCUUUGAUCGACUUGACAGAUGAUGUUUGUGCAGCGGAAGUUCCUGAAAACAAUCACAAGACUGUUAUUCCUCACAUGAACGGGAAUGCAAAGGCACUAGAGAGAAGUUUGAAAGAAAAGAAGCUGCCAAUACGCUCCAGCAGAGGGACACGGCUAGAGGCCAUAGUUAUGAAUAUAAAUUCAAGCAGGUAUAAAGUAUCAGGAUGCAUACGCACUAGUAACAAAGUUAAUGCUUCCCAGUCAACAUCUAGCGAUUCCACUAAAUCUAUUUCUAAGAAGAAAGACUCUGUGUUAGCAGGUAAAAGGAGAAGCCGAGUAAAAGUGUCUGCCUCAGCGAAACCAGCGAAACAGAAAGCAGCAACUCCUCUGAAAAGAGGCAAAUCAAAUAACCUGAAUACUGACAGCUGCAAAGACUCUACCUCGGAUUCAGAAAUGAUCGGUAAUUCUAAAAAGUCGCGGCGCAGCGCACCUCCAAAAAGCCCCCGGUCUGCUGCGCGGAGAGAGAGUUCAAAGACUGAACCGAUGAAUGUUUCCCAACCUGUGCACCCACCCCAAACGAGCCCUGUGAAGUCAAAGAGGAAAACCUCCCCGCAGUCAAGUCCUCAGUUUGCUCUACAUAAUAACUCAAAGGAGGAGCCUGAACUGCUUCCUCAGCCAGACCCCUCAGUGGAAAUCCAGGUGGCAAGAUUUUCUCCACCAUCAAAAUCUCCAAAGAAAAACCAAGGCAAAGCCAACAGCAGAUCUCCUGCUAGCAAAGCGUCGCCCACUGCCAAGACGAAGGCUGCUCGCACUCCCAAAAGAAGACGAAAGAAACAUAAACCGGGUCAGUCUUCGUCCAUGUUUUCCCCAAAAGAGCCUGAGAUCAAGCUCAAGUAUGUCAACUACAAGGAGGAUAAAAGGGAUAUGAGGCCAGACAGUUUCUCUCCGUUUAUCCACGUGGAGCGUCAGCAGUCCUCUCCGUCGCUGUGUACUGUCGUCAAUUACCCAGAGGAGGUAAGGGCGCAGCACAAGAAGGGCUCGCAGCAGCAGCAGGCUAAUACCAGCGGCUUCAUUUCUGCAGUCGUACCCAGCACUUCCUGUCUGCAGCUGGGCCGGGUGUCCACUCACGGUCAGGAUCAGCGCCCUCUUAUCUGCUGCCUGUGUGGACAGUCAGCCAACGCCAUGGACUUGGGGGACCUUCACGGCCCUUACUUCCCUGAAGGUUACCAGCCGAGCACCAAAAAACCAGCCAGCACUUUAGGCCUCAAAGAGGAUGACUACAGUGAUUCGGACUCUUCAUCUUGCAGCAUGAGAGGAAGGGGGAGGAAGUGUGCCGCUGUGCCCGCUGUGCGGGCCCUGAGGCCAGGAGCUCAGCUGAAGAAGAGGGGCCUAAUGGAGAACCACCGAUGGAACAACAGCAGCAUCAGCACAGGCAGCCCUGCAGCUAAACGAGUGCGGUCAGAUGCUAGCUCUGCGAAUGUGGAGGACUGGUAUAGCCCCCCUGUGUUGCUUCUCCAACCUUGUGAAUACUGGCUUCAUGAAGACUGCGGCAUCUGGUCUGCAGGCGUGUUCCUUGUGAAGGGCAAAGUGUACGGCCUGGAGGAGGCUGUCAAAGUAGGCCAGGAGACGACGUGUUCAGCGUGCCAUGACCCAGGUGCUACGCUUGGCUGUUUCUUCAAAGGCUGCCCCAACAAGUACCACUACAGGUGUGCUCUGGAGUCAGACUGUGUACUCAUUGAAGAAAACUUCUCCAUGAAGUGUAAGAAGCACAAGAACAAGACAUUCAAAGGCCCCUCCAGGGAGCAGAUGGGACGAAAGGGGACAGAAACCUCGUGAGAAGAUUCACCUGCAGCAUUUUCGCAGGCCUUCCCACCACCUCGCUGGUAACCAUGGCGACACUGGACCAGGGUUGUUCUGACUGACAGCUAGCACCCGCAAACCUUAACUUCACCCUCUGUCCUUCAACUGCACUGUUAACCCCCACCAGGCACUGGGACUGGAGGACCCCGGUCACCUCCCUCAGUCCAGUCUGACAGGACUCAUCAGCCGACGCCACCCGCGGACUGACGAGAACCGUUCUUGAAGUAACAUGCUGAAUUUGUUAUUUGUGUAGUUAUUUAUAUGGGAUGUUUUGGUUUCUUUUUUCUUCUUCUUCUGAAUUAAAUAUGAAUAACAAUCAAAGAUAUUUAAUUUUUUUAAAGAUUUUCUAAGUAUUUGAUUAUAUUUGGGUUAUUUAUUCUUGUAUUGGUUUCUUUAGCAGUUGUCAAAGAGGUUUGAUUGAGUGUUUUGUUUUUUUUUAAGUUAUUGCUAAAGCAGUUUUGAUGUUGAAUUAAACAGCCAGUCAUGGAGACAGAAAGAAGGGGCUGGUGGCUCAAGGUAGUACCCUCCCCAGAGUAAAGGUACCUGAUUAUCGUCAACACAACAGGGUUCCAGAUUUAAUGCAACACCUUGUGCGAUCAUUAUGCUUUCUGUUUCCAGUGCAGAUUCACCCAGCAGGUGUUACUGAGCGAGCCGCAAAGCGUGCAUGUAUUUGAAUGUAUUUUCACAGGAAGCACUUUGGCCCUCUGCUCCAGCUGCAGUAUUACUGUCUUCAGCUGACCACUGCCUCCAAACUUUGUUGGCCUCAGGCUCUUAUAUCUGGCUUUUGAGGCUCAUUGGUCACCUUGUCAACUUAAAAUAGUCAGAUCCAACUGCCUCCCUCCCACCUCGGCCUGAGAGAAUUUCUGCCUGUACGAUCUUUAAAUCAGUUUGGAUCUUAACAAACUUCAGUCUGAAUUAUUAGGAGCUGUGUUAGGGGUUUAUAAAUUAAUAAACAAUUAAUUUUCUUCCACUCCUAAAGGAAAGGGAAUCCUGUGUUAGAUUUCCCUUUCAUCAUCUCAACAAACCAGCCCCCCUUAGACCACAGGACCACUCAGCUGCUCGCUUGACUUCAGACCCAACAAGGAGGGGCAACAGUUACUCUGCUGUUCCAUCAGUCUUAAAUUGAAUAGGAAUGGCCGCGCUAGUAUUAAGGUUCCUGAUGUCUUUACUUGGGCCUACAUGCUGCUCUUGAAGAAGCCUUAUCUGACUUACCAGCGCUACAUGGACUCGGCGUUCCUUCACUAGCUUUUGGUCCAACAACAAAUCCGUGGAUGUACUGCACACGGUGUUCCUGAGGGCAGCUUGCAUGCACUUUUAUGCAGCAGACUCUGUUAUUAGUAAUACCAGAUACGUGCUGGGCCGCCUCCUAGUAAAACCCUCUGGCUGCACAGGUGCUCACCUACUCUGUGGGACUUGCUCAAACCCAGUGUACCUGUUGAGGACGUCAGACUCAGUUUUUUGUUUUAGAAGAAAAGUCUUUGUGAUCAGUGUUGGUGUUAAAGUCUGUGCACUUCUCCUUAGCGCCAUUAGGAGCAGCGCUGUGCUGUGUGAGCACAUUAAGCCAUUACUCGAUGUCAGCAGACAUCCACACAGAGGCAGCUGAAGGCUUCGUCUGCUUAGUGUCUCACCAGAAGCAGCAGGAUUCAAACACACACACACACACACAUCUCCCUACCCUGAAAACACCAUGUCUGUUCCAUUUGUGCCAUCUUUCUGUUUUGCCGUUUUUAUAUUUUGUUGCAGUGAAAUAAUACAUUUUUUAAUCAACUAUUUUUAAGUAAGCAGGUGUGUCACUGAGCCUGUAGUUCUUUGUUUUUCAUUUUCCAGUUUCAAGCACUUGUACCAAAUAGAGAUUUUGGAGAAUGUUUUAUUAUUACAGUCUUGCAAAAUGCUUGGGUUUUUUAAAACUAUGUUGUAUGUGUGUUAAUCUCAGGGCUGAAUCUCAGAUAUUCGAAUGGGUUUUUAUGUUUUUCUUCUGUUGUGUCAACCCCACAUUGACUGGAGCAAUGAUACAUGUAAGCAGGAAGUGCUCAUCUCCUCAGAUGUAACGCCUUUUUUCUGUCCUGGUUACACACUACUCGUCACAUUCCAACGCCGCCUCCAUGUGUCCGUCGGUGAUGCGGUGUUUUGUUUUAGGACAUCGACUGCUUCACUGUCACACUUUUGUCAUCGUCUUAUUUUUAUGGUAACUUUUUUGUAUUGUCUUGUCCAUUUGUUGGAACACCAGAGGUCAUGUAAUUGUUUAAGAAUAAAUAUUUUGUUCGCUGUU